UCCUAUACGAUCCCUUUCCGCCGCGACCCCGACUUUGUUGAUCGUGGUACGCUGCUUGAUGAGCUGAAAGAAAAAUGCUCUGCGCCAGCGUCCCGGGUGGCGUUGGUUGGUAUAGGAGGUGUGGGUAAGUCACAGCUUGCCAUAGAGCACUGCUACCGCACGCAUGAGACAUCACUAGGGAUGUGGGUACUAUGGGCGCAUGCUAGCAGCACCGCCCGGCUCGAGCAGAGCUUCCACGACAUCGCCGACCGUGUCAAGAUCGAAGGGCGACGAGAUCCACAGGUCAACAUUUUCAAGCUGGUGCAUGACUGGAUGUGCGAUACCGAUGAGCGGUGGCUGCUUGUGUUAGAUAAUGUUGAUGAUGCCGGUUUUCUG
Paraphaeosphaeria sporulosa is the source of this 375-nucleotide messenger RNA. RefSeq lists its product as uncharacterized. The annotation marks the transcript as partial. The transcript has 2 exons. The record is from RefSeq and is a predicted model, not a curated record. Lineage: Eukaryota; Fungi; Ascomycota; Dothideomycetes; Pleosporales; Didymosphaeriaceae.